ACCGAAUGAUCGUACUCGAUAUUGUCAACGCAACUCCCGAUGUGUCACCACCAGUAGAAGUAUCAGCAGCGCAAAGGGGCAAAUAGAUAAGUUGCUACGUAUUAAAUAGGUGGUUCAUUGGAGCAGCGUAAAAAGUGGCGAUUCUUGGAAGGAAAAAGAGAUAUGUCGAUGCACAAUGCUGCAAAGAAAAAAAAGUAAACGCAAUUUUUACAGUAGUGGUAUAUCUGUUGACGCAUUAUCGGAUACCGGAACUAAGGGACCGGAUACUGCACGAAUUUGGGUGCAGUCACGUGCCCCUGAUAUAGAGGAUAUGCUACUUUUUUACCACGAAACAAUCGUCUUUCACUCCUGGUUCUUUCUCUUGGACCGUUCGUUAUAAUAUACAAAAUAGUGACGUGAUAAUUGACGGCUUCAGACAACUGGCAGCUGCAUACGAUCACCACUACGCAACUUCCCAACAGAAGAACGUACGUGCCUGCUGGACUGUCUGCCUAAACGAAAAAUCUAACCGAUUCCUGUCUUCCUUUACUUUAUACCAAAAUGAGACGGUGGACUCUCAUGGCGGCAAUCGCCCUCGCAGCUUCAGGAUUGGUAAGUGGCGGUUAUCACGAGAAGCGGCUGCUAAACGACCUGCUGGAUGCGUACAACGUGCUGGAGCGGCCUGUGGGCAAUGAGUCCGAUCCCCUACAGUUGAGCUUCGGCCUUACGCUUAUGCAAAUAAUUGAUGUUGACGAGAAGAAUCAAUUGCUGAUCACCAACCUGUGGCUAAAAUUGGAGUGGAAUGACGUUAACAUGAGGUGGAACAUUUCUGAAUAUGGUGGUGUAAGGGACCUCAGGAUACCUCCACAUCGCUUGUGGAAGCCUGACGUUCUUAUGUACAAUAGUGCGGAUGAAGGAUUUGAUGGUACAUAUCCAACAAACGUUGUUGUCAAAAGCAAUGGGACAUGCUUAUACGUGCCUCCUGGUAUAUUCAAGAGUACUUGCAAGAUAGACAUUACUUGGUUUCCUUUUGACGAUCAAAAAUGCGAGAUGAAGUUUGGUUCUUGGACGUAUGAUGGAUUUCAGCUGGACUUACAAUUACAAGAUGAAUCAGGUGGAGAUAUCAGUAGCUUUAUUACUAACGGGGAAUGGGAUUUAUUAGGAGUACCUGGAAAGAGAAAUGAAAUCUAUUACAAUUGUUGUCCAGAGCCAUACAUAGAUAUCACUUUUGUUGUAAUGAUAAGAAGGCGAACUCUGUACUACUUCUUCAAUUUAAUUGUACCUUGUGUCUUGAUUGCUAGUAUGGCAGUUUUAGGCUUCACUCUGCCACCAGAUUCUGGUGAAAAACUGUCUCUCGGAGUGACUAUUCUUUUGUCACUUACGGUGUUCUUAAACAUGGUAGCUGAGACAAUGCCUGCAACAUCUGAUGCUGUACCGUUAUUAGGAACCUAUUUUAAUUGCAUCAUGUUUAUGGUUGCAAGUAGUGUCGUGAGCACGAUUCUUAUAUUAAAUUAUCAUCAUCGCAAUUCUGAUACGCACGAGAUGUCAGAUUGGGUGAGAAUUGUUUUCUUAGACUGGUUACCCUGUAUACUUCGUAUGUCAAGACCAACAGAUAAAGAAGAAAAAGAAGCUCAAAAAUCACAAAAACCUUCACCUGUUACAGGUCCUAGUAAAGCAUAUGGUGAUCUGGAACUUCACCAAAGAAGUAGUAAAUCACUACUGGCUAAUGUACUGGAUCUAGAAGACAAUGCCUUGGCAUCGCAUAACAACUUAUUAAAUAACGUGUACAGUACACCUGGUCCUCACCAUCACACAAUUGGUCACGGUCAUAGUCAUAUACAUACGACUCCUCGUCAUCACCAUACACAUACGACAGCAACGCCACAUCAUCAGCAUUCAACGCCGUUGCCACAUUCUUCCUAUCCAACACAUCAACUUGGUCACACUCCACAUCAUCAUCCGCAUCCUCAGGAUGGAGGAGCACCACAAGUAGAAACCAUUCUUCAGAGCGCGUGCUUUUGUGCUCGCUAUGAACUCGUUUUAAUAUUGAAAGAGAUCAAGAUUAUUACUGAUCAACUAAAAGACGAAGAAGUAAAUACCAAGGUAACGAACGACUGGAAGUUUGCUGCGAUGGUGAUUGACAGGAUGUGCCUAAUUAUAUUUACUCUAUUCACUAUCAUUGCUACCAUCACCGUCCUGUUUUCUGCUCCACAUAUUAUCGUCACGUGAUUCGAAAAUUUCAAGAUUGAUGCCGAAAGUGAAAAAAGAAGCCGAUGCUCAGUUGAUGAUAAACUUGUUCUUGUUACGGGUAAUAGUCCCAUUGCGAUCGCUUUCGUUUGUUAUGCUCGUGACGUGUGAUUUUUGGUCUGAAACGAGUGUUAUCUGAAGUGAGACUGCUUUACAAUAGAAAAUCAAUACGAAAAAAUCUGUCUUUUAUCUGAUCUCGACACGUUUAUCGUUGUUGAGUUAUAAAAUACGCCUUAGAAAAAACACUUUCAGAUGAACAUACCCCAUAAAAAAAAUUCGCAUGAAAUGUUUACUAAAUAUUCCAUGAGCAUCAACAGGAAUCUUUUGAGUAUUUAGUGAGCGUUUUAACAAUUUCCGGUUUUUGGGUAAUAAUACACAGAGACAGGUUGAAAAUAUUUUUAAAGCUUUUCUUUAAUUUUAUAACUUAACGCAAAUAUACAUACUAUUACAUACAUAUAUACAUAAAAACAUCCAUACAUUUUAUUUACUUACUAGUGUGGAACGAAAAAGUUCUGAACAUAAAUAAAUAUAUUCUUACCGCCGCUGUCUUCGGAUUUUAAUAGUAUUUUCCUUAUUAAUUUUAAUGUUGAUGAAUGCUAUAGUUAUCUUACCUUCGGCAGGAAAACUAUUUUAAAUGAAACUUAUUGUUUGAAUAUGUAUUUAAUAUUUUAACGUAUUAAAUUAUAACAAAAAUUAAAAAUAUAUUGAUGCUCAACUAGGAAUGGUACGAACUAAAAAUUUUUACAUAUUAUUAGUAUAAAUUUUUGAAAGCACAUUAAAAGGUAUGAUUAAAAAACAGAGAAUAUUUAUGUCAUAUGUUAAAUGUUUUAAGUAGCAGUUUCUUCAUACUUAAAAACUUUUUCAUUCCAACCUAAUAAUACACAACAUUCGUCCCAGUUAAAAAUCCAUUUCUAAAAUUUCCCACCUAAAUUAAAUUACUUCUUUUAUAUAAAUCUGGAGCUUUAGGUAGGCAAAAAGAAUUAACAAAAUUUUAAAACUGAGCUAAUUAGAAUCUUCUUGCAAAAGCGUGGAUUCUAUAAUAAAUCAUAUAGAAUACCUUUAGAUUUAAUCAUCAUAUAAGAAUCAUUAAGAACUUAUUUUAGAAAAUUUUCAUGUGGAUUUUUGCCUUAACUUUUUUAUGCUAAUCGUAGUGAAUACGGUUUGAAAAUUAUUCGGUGGUUUUUAGCAGGUACGAAGUACGUACACACUUAUACAUGCCAUACUCCAGCCAUCUUAUAUGUUAUUUAAUUAAAAAAAAAAAAAAAUUCUAUUUUAACACUGUUUCUGUAAAUUUAAAUAACAGUGAAAUUUAACUCAUUGAAAAUUCGUUAGAAAUUAAUUUUAUUUCUUAAUUUCUAUAAAGUCAUGAUUUUCAUGUGGCCGAAAUAGUAAUUUUAACUGGACAGUUUGUUAUAUGUAUAAAAACUAUUUGACUGGAGUAGAACAAACACAGAGUACACGGAAUUAAAAUGGACCCAAGACUGAAAUCACAGUCUAUCUAAAUUUAUUACGAUCAUAAAGAAUUGAUUUCUUUUGUGGGCAGUAUUUAAUGACCACAAUAACACAUUAACAGUUACGUGCUAAGAAGCAAAGCGCACACGUUGUACUCUCAAACACAUUAUUGAACUGCCAAGGUGAUUCAAAUGCCAGUGAAUUUUAUUAUCUGUAUCACUAGUAAGUAAAUACGAUUAUGAAGAUUUAUAGUAUGAUUGUGUGGCGUGCGAUAGCGCAAUUUUUAUAGGUUAAGCGAAUUCAGGGUUAAGAGAAUAUGGAAAUAUACUCUUACCACAGAUUUAGUAAAAAAUUUACUUUUUAAGAAAGUUUCAGUUAUUAUCUAUUCUAGUUCUCAAUAAACACCGGCAGUUUCUAUUCGAUCUUCAGCAUAUUCUUAUGCUUUUUGGCCAUUUGUAACGUAUAACAAUGGCUAAAAAUCUUAACAUGCAAGUCCGAAUUGGAUUAUCCGUUAACAAAUCUUUGAACGAUACUUUGUCCUCACGUUUCAUGCAACUGUGCUCAAUUUUACAAGUACAACUUAUCAUAACUGUCUAAUCAUGUACAUAUGUGUAUAUAUUUAUUUGUGUGUGUGUGUGCAUGAAUUAUUGUGUGCACAUACAUAUAUACAUACACACAUAUAUUUACAUAUAAUAAUAUUCUCUGUAUGCAUGUAACUUCAUCUCGACUUAUUUUAUACUCUUCCCUCUCCACUUACUUAUCAUAAUAGUAAUCAAAAUGUGUUUCUAGAAUUUUUAAAUGAACAUUUAAAUUACGAUAAAACGCGAAAAAUGACAGUUUUGUUUACGGAUAGUCGCAAGAACGAUAUUAAACAGUUUUAAUAAAAUUUCAUUAUACGGCCAGUGGCAUUGACGCGAAAGCCAAUCACAUUACCUUCUAUAUAAAUACUAAAGUUAAACUAAUAAAAACGUUGUUGAUGAUGUUAUAAAUGAUAAUUAAAUAAAGUAUAAACGUAGAUCAUAUAAAAUAAUAAUGCCCGAUCGACAAAUUUCGAUUCCAAAAAGGUGAAAAAUAUACUUUGUAAGAAUUAUAAAAAGAUCGGUAGAACGUUGACUAGUUACAUAACGCUAUCUACGUAUAUAUUUAAUUAAAAUUACGGGCUGCUAUACUUGAAAUUACUUAAGUUAAGCCAGUGUAUCGAGCAAUUGAUUAUUUCAAAGAUUAGUUUGUUUUAUUUUCGACGGAAAUUAAUUCUCAAUAUUACAUUUCUUCAAAUUUAUAGAUUCCAAGUUGAGUUAACUAAAGUUUUAGAAGAAAAGUUUUUCUCUUCCAUUAUUAUAUUAUAUAGAAUUAUUUAUUCGAUUUCGGAAGAUUGGGUGAUAAAAAAAUUUAAAAACUUCUUUUAUAACGAUGAUGUUUCGAUGGCAAUAGGUUCGCCACCAUCAUCAAAUCGCUUUAAUAAAAUAGAAAUAAUUCACAUUCAAAAAAAUACUCAAAGGAAAAUUUUUUUUAACUAAUUUAAAUAAAUUAAUGACUCAUUUCAAUUUGACUAAUCACUUACAAUAACAAUGUAUGUGAUUUCUUUCAAAAAUCGAAAAAGAAAUUUUAUCUUUUUUAAUUAAUUUUAAUUAUUUAUUUGGUUAAUUUUGUUGACGAAUUAUUCAUAUAAUUAAUAUUUAACUAGGUAAAAAUUCAUUAAUUUAUUUUUAUUAUUAAAAACUAAUUUUUUUAAGUGAUAUUUUGUGAGUUUUUGAAUGUGUGUUAUUUUUGUUUUAUUACAGUGACCUGAUGAUGGAGGCGAAUGUAGAAAUCGAAACGUCGUCGUUAAAAAAAGUUUUGAAUAAAAACUAAAAUUUUAUUUUGCAGUACGACGAUGAAAAUGAAAUAACAUAUAUAUACCAAAAUUUCAAACACAUCACGUAAUCUCUUCUGUUCUACAAAAAUACACUUCGUUUAAACUAACACAUUAACUAAACGGGUAACGUAAAAUAAGUUACCUAUUUAUUAUAUUCUUCAUGCAAAUUCUCAACCUUGUUUUCAGUCUAUUUUGCUCAGUCCAUAACACCAUUUUUACACUUCAACAAUUUCUCUUUUUCCCUUUAUUCCAUAGUAAAACUAUAUCACCUAAAAUAUUAUUAGCUUAUCCAUCUUACUUUCUAGGAUUAAUUCUUCUAAUCCUUUUCGGUCUUAAAUCAAUAAUUCAAAAUUUUAAACAAUCAGUGUAUUUUCAGUUAUUGCAAAAAAUGUAUUGGCUCAGUCCAGCUCAAUUGUGUCAAAAAAAAUUUCAUUGAUUUUCUAAAAUGUUAAAAAUUUUAUAAAAAUCUGUAGUUCACAAUAAAAUCAAAAAACACUUAUAACCGUCUUUUGAAAUUUGAAAUUUUUGUUAGGUUUUUUUUGUAUUAACAUUAACAUUUUUGGAUUAAUAAUUCAACAGCCGUUUGCAAUAAAUUAAUUAAACUUAUAUCGGGUGUCGCUUAUGUAAUUUGACUUUGACGUUAAAGUUAAAUUCGUCUGAACGUCAAAGACAAAUUUCUAUUUUUGAUUUCACUUUGACUUUAAAUUUAUUUUUUAUUGACAAAUGGCUUUUAUAUUUAAUUUUCUAGUGGACUAAUUAUUAACACUGAAGUAGAAAUCGAGUGAAUAAUAAUUAAAAAGAAAAAGUAAAUUUGAUUAAAUUUUUUACCUUCACUAUUUUCAACUAUAUCAAUUUUGUUUGAAAAAUAAAAAGUAUUCACUUGGUCUAUGAUAUCUGCUGUAUGUUGAACUCAUCACCACAAAUAAUUUUAAAAAUGAUUAUUCGGUCGACUUCUACUUCAACAUUAUAAAUCAGAGUCUAUAGUAGAUAAAUAAAUUAUAAAUUCACUAGUCAAAAAUUUUAGUUUAUUCUAAACACAAAUUGAAUGAUAAAUAAAUUAUUUAUUUUUAAAAUAAAAAGCACAAUAAUUUUUCAUCGAUAAGUAUUUUACUUGAAUCAUCAUUAAACUGUAAAAAAUAUUUUUAGAUAAUAAAAAAUAUUAACUUUUUUAAUUACACAAAGUGAAAUCGAAAAAUAAAUUUGACUUUGAUGUCAAAGUCAAAUAAAAUUAUAUAAUCGACACCCUUAUUAUACAAAAAUGUUCACUCUUUUUAAUAAAUAUUUUUGUAAAACUGUAAAUUAAAAAAUUCCAUAUUUUUAAUAACAAUUUUAUAAGUAAUUUGAAUUAUUUUUAAAAGCCGAGCUCGAUCUUGUAUAUACAAGAUCUGGACUGAGCCUAUAAUAUUGUUUUCCAAAUUAGAUUUUCAUGUUUUGUACCUAUAUUGAUCAAAAAUAUAUUACUUUCUUAAAUCAGUAUCUCAAAUAUAUUAAAGUCAGUAUAUUAUGUAAAUUUUAUUGAACUGUUAGUAAUGUGCUCGAUCCACUUUCAAAAUAUUUCUAAAGUUAAAUUCAUAGCAAAUUAAUAAUUUAUUGACUUUUAAAUAUAGGAACUCAAACAUUUUUAACACCUAACAAAAUAUAUUUAGCCGAAAUAAUUCAUUAGAAUGUUACAUCUGCUUUGUUAAAUAUUACUUUAUUACUUAGGGGCCAUCCAUAAAUUACGUUGCGCUUGAAGGGGAGGGGGGGUCAAGGAUUUGCAACAUUCAAUAGAAAAAAUGGCGCUAGUGUAUGCAAAAUGUGCAACAGGGGGAGAGUCGAAAAUGGUGAAAAAUAGUGCAACGUAAUUUAUUAAUGGCCCCUUAUGCAGUAACAGAAAUUUUAUUGCAAUUACUUAAAAAGUGAUUGCAUAUUCUACAUAGAACAUAAGAACUAAUAUGCAUAUUUUGUAUUAAAUGUAUAUGCAAGUUUUGAUUUCUAUGAUAUUAAAGUAUAUUAGGUCUUAAAUUUUCUAUGUAGAAUUGCAACGACACAUGUUAAAAAGUUUGUUAUGUAAAAUAAUAAUUAAAUUGUUCUUAAGUUUGUGUAUGAUUAGGAUACUUGUAUGAAAACUUAAUCUGUAACGGUUGAUGCUCAUAAUAAGCAGUGCAAAAUACAUUAUUAUAAUAUUUAAAUUAAAGUUUUAAAAGUAUUCAGUCGAUAUAGUCCAAUAAAUAAAUUAAUAUAAUAUAAACAAAACAUUUAUAAUCUCAAAAAAAUUAUUUUAUUAAGGGAAAUAUAGCAUAAAUACUGUAUAUUACAAAUUUAUAAGUCUUUGUAUUUUUAUUUUGUAUUUACUUGAGCAAAAAUACAAAUGAUAAUUUUUAGUGUUAUUUAAGAAAUUUUAAAGCCUAUAAACAUUUAUAACUUCAUUUUAUGUUCCCCUAUGAAACCUACAAUUUAAAAAAUGCAAAUCUGUUGCUCUUUAUGUUUUUGAGAUAUUGGGUUUAAUAUUAUGUUAUAGUAAAUACACACACAUGCGGAUAAUUUUUAAAAACAUCGUUUUUGGAUUCCUGGGGUAAGAAAACAUCAAAGUAUAUGUCAAAAAAUUGCAAUGGUAAAAUUUCAACAACACAAUUUUGUUACCUCUAUGAGGAAGCAAAAAACUUAAAAUUUAAAAGACAAUUUGAGGAUUAAAUGUAGGUACCUGAAAGUUGCAGGAUUCAAAUUAAAAGAUUAAUUUAUGACAAUACAAUCUCAUAUACAAUUACUGUAAAAAUAGUACGUUUUCAAUAAAACUUUUUUAAAUUUUCUACUUUUCUUUAAAAACUUAACAUCAAAAUAUAUAAAUAUAUAAAAUAUAAAUAUACAAAAAAUGUAUUUUUUAAAUUUCAUUACUUUAUUCAAAAAAAUGGUUAAAAAUAUAAUGAAACAUGUUAUAUAUACUUUUAUGAAUUAGUUAAAUAUCACAGUGCUCAUUAGC
Messenger RNA from Leptopilina boulardi, 8492 nucleotides. Its product is annotated as neuronal acetylcholine receptor subunit alpha-7-like. Lineage: Eukaryota; Metazoa; Arthropoda; Insecta; Hymenoptera; Figitidae. The record is from RefSeq and is a predicted model, not a curated record. Gene Ontology annotation, biological process: regulation of membrane potential; chemical synaptic transmission; monoatomic ion transmembrane transport. Bases 541 to 2208 code for a protein of 555 amino acids. Gene Ontology annotation, molecular function: transmembrane signaling receptor activity; acetylcholine-gated monoatomic cation-selective channel activity. Gene Ontology annotation, cellular component: postsynaptic membrane; synapse; neuron projection. The transcript is spliced from 12 exons.